This is a messenger RNA of Suillus subalutaceus, 1515 nucleotides long. RefSeq lists its product as uncharacterized. The transcript is spliced from 11 exons. The annotation marks the transcript as partial. NCBI's taxonomy places the organism in Eukaryota, Fungi, Basidiomycota, Agaricomycetes, Boletales, Suillaceae. The record is from RefSeq and is a predicted model, not a curated record.
UCACGGCACCUCAAGAUAUCUACCCCCCCUCGUCACCACCAUCACAUAAAGCAGACCCAGCAGGGCAAAUUAUUCAAUCCCAACACAGAUCCCAUCCCCAUGAGACGCACAACUGAGCCUGAAUCAAUUUCCGAUGCAACAAGCAGUUCAUCUCCGCCCCGUAACACCCCCACUUCCCAUCAGAGGGACCCUCCAGCAAGUCGUCAACUAUUCAAUCACAGGAAGGAUGAUCCUGUACGAUUUGCAGUUCUCACUCGUCCAUCCUCAACUGGUGGCCGCCCUCCACCUACACCUAAAUCAUCAGGAGACUAUGUCUCCACGUCUUCGACUUCCUCAUACGCUCAUUCUUUGACGUCGAGUUUUACGGGACCCACACAGGGUUCAGGCGUUAACAAACUUCGCGAUGCUCUCGGUGUUAAGGUUGAUUUCUCAGACGAAGCUGAUGAGAAGGAAAAGGAAGCAGGCAAGAAGAAGAAGAAGGCCGUCCAUCAGAAAUCCAAGGUCAAGGUUGAGAGGAUCGCCGAUGAGACUUCUGAAGUUUUGAAAAUACCCAACCAGUACCAUACCCAGCUCAUUGGUCAGAAUGGCAGGACCUUCGUCCUCGGGGUGAUGGCUCAACGACAACUGAGCCGGAAGCCAAGCUCAACCUUCCAGCCCCACGAGAGGGAGAUUGUUGGUACCACAUACACCUGGAGUAAUCCGAGCAGUGAAUUCAAUCAAAGCAAGGCGAGCCUCAUAAUGCCUUCCCAUUCGCAGAUCCAGGCACACGUGGUCCAAGCUACCAUCUCUAUCCCCCUCAACAGCCUGCUGAUCUUUCGUCGCCCAUUGUUGAUGAGUCGCCCGCCUACGCCUCCCAUCGUGACCACAUUCUCGCAGCCCAGCCCAUCAACACAACCUUAUCAUUCACAUACCUUCGGUGUUAGCCAUCCCACUCCACAACCUCCCUUUCGGAUAUCGAUGAUAUUCUCUAUCCCGCUAUCCCACUACCGCGUUCUCCUUCACCUUCUCACCUCAGGCCUGAAUCCCACCAUCCUCGCCAAUCUACUUCGCCACUUUGAUGGCCGAUCCAACACAUACACCAUCUCCGCUCCCCUCUGCGCCUGUGCCUGUGGGGUGCACUGCAACUUCUUCAGCUUUGCUGCUGCAACUCAGUGCAUAAUCAAACCUCGGCAUCAAAUCGCUCACAUCAUUCUGCGGACCCAUUGGAACUGGCUUGAGCUGCAAGCCAUGGCUAAUUUGGCCAAGCCAAGCCCUCGAUUACCCAGGCUUGAAGCCCGAGCCGCGGCAACACUAGCUGUCGCAUUGUUAUACGCGUCAAAGUGGUCAACAGCGGCAAUAAGAGCCUCGGGACUGCGCAUGUUAGGACCAAGGUUGGGUAGAGGGCCGCUGGAUGUCACAAUACCAAAAUCUACAUCUGGUCAUGAAACUCCGGAGACAAGGGAGGGGGAGGUUCAUGUAACAGAACUGAAAAUCCUCGAGGAACUGGCUCAAUAUCUGCAUCACCCUGUGAGAUGA